Molecule: messenger RNA, 800 nt
Organism: Cricetulus griseus (Chinese hamster)
Lineage: Eukaryota; Metazoa; Chordata; Mammalia; Rodentia; Cricetidae
Source: RefSeq, a predicted model, not a curated record
AUGCAGCCAGUAAAAAUCGAAAAGACGUUUAUUUUGGUGGACAUCGUGGGUUUACACAGAAUAUGCAGCCAGGUGGCCAAUUGGCUCCACCCAUAUCCUUUGCAAACUGAAUCCCUGACUGGCCUUUCUUUUUCAGCGGCCAUAGGCCCACUAGAAGAUGAUAUUGUGACCCCGGGUACAAGAGAUGGCCUGGUGACCCCAGGUCUAGAAGACAGAAUAGCAACCACAGGGGCUACUGGAAGACUGGAUGAAUCUACUGGCAAGGGACCUCUGGUACCACACACAAAGAUUCCCUUUGAGGAACUGCCAACUCCAGGAACCUCAGACCCUGAUGGAGAAGAACAUAAGAGUACAACCACUGUCAGAAUGGUGACUAGCCACUCUGCAGAUAAGGAAACAAGUCACCCCAACAAAGGCCCUGAAGAGCUGAACAGAUCAAGCUGUUCUCCCAACAUACCUGAAAAUAAGAGUGCUUCCAACAUCCCCUGCUUCCCAUCCUCUGCUUAUGGAGGAAGAUGACCCAUGGAACGCCCCCCUCACCCACAGCCAUGGCGACUCCUCCACUUGCCAGAGGUGCCAAAGGACAGACACAUGACAAGCCAUGGCCCCUCAAAGCAUAUGCCUUUGGAAAACAGACAUUUUUAAUAUAUGUUUUGUAAUAAAUGAUUCAAAAGACACCAUGCAUAGAAAAUGGAACAAAACCAUGUUAAACUGACUUGUAACCAAGACAGCAUCACCAGUUGGCUUUAGUGACUGUAACCAUGGCUUCAUCCUGGCCAUUCUCUACUACUGUUAAGAGG